AUCUUCAUAUCGAUUUAGAUUUAAAAAGCAACGUUUUCUCCCCAUUAUCCCCCACUCACUUCCCAUUUCCCCACUGUUUCUUUCUCUAAAUUUCUCCUCAUAUAUAUGCAUGCUUUGGGAUAAAGGAAGUAAAGUGAGAGAGGUUAAUGGUUGAUAAUUGAUUGAUUUUUUUUAUUUGAUUAUUCUUCAGCAAGGAAUUAAAACAGCCAUGGCUGUUUCUCCAUGUUUGGGUGUUAAUGAUCAGAAGAAACACUGGUGGGUUAGCAAUAGAAAGCUUGCAGAAAAGUAUGUAAAGGAUGCAAGGAGCCUCAUCGCGACGCAAGAGAAAGACGAUAUCGUUUCCGCUCUUAAUCUUCUGGAAGCGGCAUUGGUGGUCUCGCCUCGUUUAGAGACGGCUCUGGAACUCAAAGCUAGGUCUUUGCUGUACCUGAGACGUUUCAAGGACGUUGCUGACAUGCUGCAAGACUACAUUCCCAGCCUCAAGAUCUCGGCCGACGACUCGGGCUCCGUUUCAUCGGAUAACUCGUCACAGUCACUCUCGAGGGAGCGAGCCAAGCUUCUCCCUUCUGCUAACUCGUCCUCCGACUCACCUGAUCGUGACCCAUCUUUCAAGUGCUUCUCCGUCUCGGACUUGAAGAAGAAAGUGAUGGCUGGGUUGAGUAAGAACUGCGACAGAGAAGGGCAAUGGAGGUACUUAGUUCUAGGCCAAGCAUGCUGCCACUUGGGACUAAUGGAGGACGCCAUGGCACUCCUACAAGCCAGUAAACGUCUAGCCUCCGCCGCAUUCCGCCGUGAAAGCAUCUGCUGGUCUGACGAUAGUUUCUCUCUCCCUACCACCAUUAAUACUUCAGACAUCUCCUCUGCCGCCACGACGCUUCCUAGCAAUCCCACAUCUCUCUUUGAAUUGGAAAACAUUUCCCAGCUUCUUUCGUAUAUCAAAUUCCUAAUCCGCCGUCGAACUGCUGCCAUCGCCGCUUUAGAUGCUGGCCUAUACUCUGAAGCCAUACGCCAUUUCUCCAAAAUAGUAGAGGGUCGCCGCCCUGCCCCUCAGGGCUUCCUUGCAGAGUGUUAUAUGCAUCGAGCCUCUGCUUACAAGGCCUUGGGUCGAAUAACUGAGGCGAUCGCGGACUGUAACAAAACGCUUGCUCUGGAUCCAUCUUGUAUCCAAGCGCUCGACACCAGGGCCAUGCUUUUGGAAACAAUACGAUGCCUACCUGAUUGUUUACACGACCUCGAACACUUGAAACUGCUUUACAAUUCCAUCUUGCGAGAUAGGAAACUUCCAGGUCCGGCCUGGAAGCGUCACAAUGUUCGGUACAGGGAGAUCCCGGGGAAGCUUUGUGAAUUAACGACUAGAAUCCAACGAUUGAAGCAAAGGGUUGCUUCUGGGGAGACUGCAAAUGUUGAUUAUUAUACAUUGAUUGGUUUGAGGCGUGGGUGCUCAAGGUCUGAACUUGAGAGAGCUCAUUUGCUGCUGUGCUUAAGGCACAAACCGGAUAAAGCUACCAACUUUAUUGAUCGAUGUGAGUUCGCCGGAGAGCUCGAUCUCGACUCCAUUAAAGACAGAGCCAAGAUGUCGGCUUUGCUUCUUUACAGAUUGAUUCAAAAAGGGUAUUCCAGCGUGAUGUCUACAAUCAUGGAUGAAGAAGCAGCAGAAAAGAACUGGAAGAAAGGCGCUGGUGCUUUAAAACAAGCAAAACAUUCAACAAUUCAAGUGCCGCUAACCCAAAAUUCAAACUCUAAGUUAGAACAGGAAGCCAAUCUCGCUUCUUCGACAAAAUCAUCAGAUGUUUCGGCCGGCCAUAGUUCCAAUACAAAUUCGAUUCAAGGUGUGUUUUGCAGGGAUCUUGCUGCGGUUGGGAAUUUGCUAUCACAAGUAGGGUUUAAUCGUCCACUUCCAAUGAAGUAUGAGGCACUGAGUUGCUGAUUGUUACUUAGAAGUCCACUCUACUGUCAUAUCAAAGAUUAUAAAGUUACUGGAGAUGUUUAUCCGGCAAAUGAAUCUCUUUACAAAUUUUCCUGUUUGUACAAAAAAAGUAAAAAUUUUAACCUGCCGGGAAAUUUUGUCGUCACCUUUCUUCAUUUUACGUUUUUAUCUACCACAUGUACAUAAAAUUUCAUUAUUGAAAUUCUACUUUUGGCUUGGCCUAAAAAGUUAUUUUUUCCAUUGAAAUUCAAUUUAAUGGAGAUUAAUGUUUAGAUUUACACUAGAUUUUUUGAUUUAGCAAAUAUGA
Hibiscus syriacus is the source of this 2234-nucleotide messenger RNA. RefSeq lists its product as uncharacterized. The transcript is spliced from 3 exons. Bases 209 to 1927 code for a protein of 572 amino acids. Lineage: Eukaryota; Viridiplantae; Streptophyta; Magnoliopsida; Malvales; Malvaceae. Gene Ontology annotation, molecular function: protein binding. The record is from RefSeq and is a predicted model, not a curated record.